AUGGGGUAAUCAUCACUUUCUCGGUCCGAAUCUCUCUCGCUGCAUUGUAAACAACGGGGAAUUGUGAGGAAUACUAGCUCCUGUGACGUCACGCUACUUCCGCUACAGGCAAGGCUUUUUUAUCAGCGAGCAAAAGUUGCGAACUUUAUCGUCGAUUUUCUCUACUAAAUCCUUUCAGCAAAAAUAUGGCAAUAUCGUGAAAUGAUCAAGUAUGACACAUAGAAUGGAUCUGCUAUUCCCGUUUAAAUAAAAAACAAUCAUUUCAGUAGGCCUUUAAAGGUGUGUGUAAGCGUGAUAUGAAGGCCAGUGACAUCAAGCCAUUAAACUGGGAAGCUUCUUCAGCUGAACGUGGGAAAUGGAGGAAGUUAGUGGAGGAGGGCGUACAUCAGAGUGACUUAAGAAGAGUAAGACAAUGGGAGGAGAAGCGUGAACGUAGAAAGCGAACAGUCACACCCCCACUGAAUCAACCAACAAUACAAUAUGUGUGCAGGAACUGCAACAAAGCAUGUCUGUCAAGAAUUGGCUUAUAUAGUCACAACAGGCGUUGCACAGGAAUUGACAUUUGAGCGCAAAACGCUAUUGUCUCUCGAGACAAACAGAUGCCAGUAAGGGACAAAGCAGCUUCUGGCUCCUGUGAAGCACGACGCUCUAACAAGGGACGGGAGAAGAUAUCUGCCUGUCAAGUUGCCGGCUUCUCCAGUUCUCCCCCGCCCGGUUGUCACGUUGCGAGGCAGCAUGCUGGGAUUGGACGUGUGUGAGUUUGGGGGUCAAGUGCUGCAGCUGCUGUGGCUGACCAUGUGCUACAGAGGUUUCAUGCUGGACAAGAAGGAGCUGCCUUUGGAGGGGGAAGAGGACGAGCGGAACCUCAACUACAAUCCUCCGGCCCAGAAGACUUUGCAGGAGAUUGAGGAUCUGGACAAAGAUGACGAGAGCCUGGUGAAAUAUAAGCAGACCCUGCUGGGGACCAAGCCGAUGGUGGCAGACGUCCCCGGUCCCAACGUGCAGGUGACCAAGCUGACCCUGUUGUGUAACGAGGCCCCUCGACCAAUUACCGUCGACCUUACAGGAGACCUGAGCAGCCUGAAGGAGAAGACAUUCACCCUAAAAGAAGGCAUCAAGUACAGGCUAAAAAUACACUUUAAGGUGAACAAAGAAAUUGUGGCGGGCUUGAAGUACCAUCAUGUCAGCUUCAGAAAAGGAAUAAAAGUGGACAAGGUGUCCUACAUGGUGGGCAGCUACUGUCCUCGCCAGGACGAGCAGGAGUUUGUGUGCCCCGCCGAUGAGACCCCUCAAGGCUUGGUGUCACGCGGCGUCUACCAGAUCAAGUCCUGCUUCAGCGACGACGACAAGAACGUCCACUCGGCAUGGGACUGGAACCUGGAGCUGAAGAAGGACUGGGACGAGUAGAGGUGCCAUCUUUUCUCCUCCCUCUCUCUGCAGCGUUGAAAAGACAGGAUGCUCCCUUUCUUUUUUUCCUCUCCCUCCUACGACUUCCUCUUUCACACGUUUAGAGAAGUGUCACCUCUCUUCCUCUUUGCAUUAAUCUGCGUCUGUGAAAUAUCACGCGGUGAGUAAGGCUUUUCUCAUCAUCCCGUCAUAGAAGGAUGUCAUGCAGGUGCAGUCAAUGCAGUUUCAAUGUGAAAAGUAGAGAAAAAAUGCCACGGUUGCGCUUGUUUACGGUGUUUCCCGACUUUUAUGAAGCAGCAGGUUAAUGACGUGCCUCCUGUCAUCCCGUAAAUAAUAACAGUAAGUCCAUGUAUGAUUGUGCUUGGCCACUUUGAUCUACAAUGUCCAAGUUUACACCAACAUAUUUCCCACAAUGCAGCACAAAGUACAUGUCAAACCUUCCUAAAGUGGAGUAGCACAACAACCUCAGUCUCAAAGCGCUGAAAUACUAAACCUUUUUAACAAGGAGUCGUAGAAAGCAGACGUCAUUAUGCCGAGUCUAGGUGUUUAGUAUAGAACAGUACAUAGUAAUGCUAACAUUUCAAUGUUGCAGGUCGAAAUAUGUGGAGGAGCAAAAGGGACGGAAUUAAAUAAAUAAAUGCAUCUUUAAUUAAUUACUGACUUGUCCUUAAUUAAUUAAAAUGUGAAAUAACUCGUGUUAAUAAAUUAAUUUUGCAUGUGUUCAUUUAAUGUAAAAUCAUAGUUAUUCAACUAUUGAAUUAAUUUCAGUAUUUCAAUAUUUAUUUCCCAAUUAAAUCAUUUAUUUCAAUUAGUUUGUAUUAAUUAUCCUUUUCUUUAUACAACAAUUUUUUUAAUUUACUAUUUAUCUUUUUCUAUUCAUCUACGGAGCCCCUAAAUGGACAUGGGGGAAACAUUUUUUUUAUAAUUUUUGUUUUUUUAGACAUGUAUCUCGUGCGCAGGAGAAACUUUUUAUAAAGUUAUAAAAAAUAAAAAAUUAUAAAAAAUUGUUUUUUAUUUUUUUAGAACUUUAUAAAAAGUUUCUUUCUUCUUUAAAAAAAUAAAUAAAUCAAUAAAUUAUAAAAAAUAGUUUUCCCCCAUGUCCCUUUAGGGGCUCCGUAUUAACCUGUCGAGCAGCUUCGGAAUUUAUUUGAUCUGUCAAACUCAGUCAGUCAGUGGGCGGGUCCUAACGCCUGAUUGGGUACCCAGGACUUCCUGUGGGUGGGUCCUAACACCUGAUUGGUUACCCAGGGCUUCCUGUGGGUGGGUCCUAACGCCUGAUUGGUUACCCAGGGCUUCCUGUGGGUGGGUCCUAACGCCUGAUUGGUUACCCAGGGCUUCCUGUGGGUGGGCCCUAACGCCUGAUUGGUUACCCAGGACUUCCUGUGGGCGGGUCCUAACACCUGAUUGUUACGCAGGACUCCCACUGGUCUGUGGGACUUGAUGAGAAGCGGAGUGAUCUCUUGGUAUAAAAGUGUGGAAACAAGUUCAAUAAAAUCCUCCAUUUGAACUGCGACACGACUUUGAUGGCCCAGUUUGACAAAGGAAAUAAAAACGGGUUCAAUAAAUGUAAUAAUCAAUUAAUUAAAUCAUUAUUUUAAAUUUUCAAAUGAUUAAAUUAUGAAAUGAAUAAGCAAAACAUGAAGUAAUGAAUCCAUCCACCCAUCCAUCUUCUGCUUAUCUGAAGUGGGGUCGCGGGGGCAGCAGCCCAAGCAGAGAAGCCCAGACUUCCCUCCCCCCCAGCUACUUCAUGCAGCUCUUCCGGGGGAAUCUGAGGCGUUCUCAGGCCAGCUGGGAGACUAUAGUCUCUCCACCAUGUCCUGGGUCUUCUUCCCCUUGGCCUAAACACCUCCCUCUGGAGGUGUUCAGAGGCAUCCUGACCAGAUCCGCGAACCACCUCAUCUGGUUCCUCUCCAUGUGGAGGAGCAGUAGCUUUACUUUAAAGUCCUCCCAAAUAACAGAUCUUCUCACCCUAUCUCUAAGGGAGAGCAUUUAGUCCUCUGGUCACAACCCAGACCUCAUGACCAUAGGUGAGGAUAUGGAUGUAGAUUGCCCAGUAAAUUGAGAGCUUCGCCUUCCGGCUCAGCUCCUUUUUCACCACGACGGACCUAUACAGGGUCUGCAUCACUGCAGAUUUUGCACCGAUCCGCCUGUUGAUAUCACCAUCCACUCUUCCCUCACUCCUGAACAAGACUCCCAGGUACUUGAACUCCUCCACUCGGGGCCAGACCUCCUCCCCAACCCGGAGAUGGCACUCCACCCUUUUCUGAUGUUCAGCCCAUAAAUAAUGAAGGAACUCAUUAAACUGCUAAAUAAAUGAUUAAAUUGUGAAAUGAAUUAUUCAAUAUUAAACUAAUAAAAUAGCAGAAUAAAUAUCAUUUUACAUUCAUUAAUUGCUGAAUCGUUUAUUAACACGUGUAUUUAUUUCAUUUCAAUGUCAUUCAUUCAUGACACAUGUAUGUAAUUAUGAUAACACUUUAGUACGGGGAACAUAUUCUAAGUAACAAAGACUUCAUUUGGUUAGGGUUAGAGGG
This is a messenger RNA of Entelurus aequoreus (snake pipefish), 3938 nucleotides long. Its product is annotated as rho GDP-dissociation inhibitor 2-like. Gene Ontology annotation, cellular component: cytoplasm; cytosol; membrane. Gene Ontology annotation, biological process: Rho protein signal transduction. NCBI's taxonomy places the organism in Eukaryota, Metazoa, Chordata, Actinopteri, Syngnathiformes, Syngnathidae. The record is from RefSeq and is a predicted model, not a curated record. The transcript has 8 exons. The coding region runs from base 736 to 1407 and encodes 223 amino acids. Gene Ontology annotation, molecular function: protein binding; Rho GDP-dissociation inhibitor activity.